AUGUCUCAUCUGCCCACAACAACACGUCGCGCCUUCCGCAGAACCGACGACUUCACCCCUGGUACCCCAAAGGUCAAGCUCGUCACUGAAGACCUCCCUGCUAAACUUCCCGCAACCUCAGUGCUAGUAAAAGUACACGCCGUCGCGCUUAAUUAUCGGGACUCCAAUAUAGCAAACGGCGGCAACCCCUGGCCCGUAACUCCUAACGGCAUCCUAGGCAAUGAUGCGGCUGGCGAAAUCAUCGCCCUUGGAGAUCAAGUGAAAUAUCUGGCGAUAGGAGAUCGCGUAGGCCCCAUCACGGAUACCGAGAACCUAACCAACCGUGAAUCGGCACGCUCCUGGCUCGCGGCAGACGAGGAUGGAGUUCUAGCCGACUACAUCAUCUUUGACGAACGAGUGCUGUGCAAAUUGCCUGAGCACCUGGAUUGGGUGCAGGCGAGUAUCAUCCCGUGUGCGGGGACAACGGCAUGGAGCGCGUUGAAGGGAGUGGAGUUUGGGAGGACGGUGUUGAUCCAAGGCACUGGAGGUGUAGCUAUGUUCGCCCUAAAGCUCGCCCGUGCCGCCGGCCUCCGUGUCAUCAUUUCCUCCUCAAGCGACAAGAAGCUCGAUGACCUGAAGAAGAAGUUUUCGAGCCCGCCGCUGUUAACUGUCAACUACUCUGCCCACCCCGAUUGGCACGAGGAAGUCCUGAAGCUCACCGAUGGUGCUGGAGUUGACCUGGUCGUUGAGGUUGGUGGUUCUUCAACACUGAUCAAGAGUGUGAAGUGCACUAGACGCGGUGGAAUAGUCAGUGUAGUUGGAUAUCUCAGCAAGCAGGACAAUCAACAGUUUGACGGCCUACUCGGGAUUAUCAUCGACCGGCGAACAAUUGUGAGAGGCAUAAACGCUGGCUCAAAACAAGACCAAGACGAUCUCUGCGCCGCUAUAACAGCCUCGCAGAUGACGUUCGACGACAUCAUCGACUCCAUUCAGCCAUUUGAGAAAGCUGAAGAAGCUAUUCAGUAUAUAUGGGAGGGCAAACAGGUUGGCAAGUUAGUUCUAACCUUAUAA
Molecule: messenger RNA, 1050 nt
Organism: Cucurbitaria berberidis CBS 394.84
Lineage: Eukaryota; Fungi; Ascomycota; Dothideomycetes; Pleosporales; Cucurbitariaceae
Product: alcohol dehydrogenase
Exons: 4
Coding region: 1-1050 (349 amino acids)
Molecular function (GO): oxidoreductase activity
Source: RefSeq, a predicted model, not a curated record